AUGCACAUUCCCACCCACCUCCCCCUCCUUGUUCUCUCCCUCUUCACCCCUGUCAUCACCUCAUCCCCCGUCCUCGCAACCCGCGACGCAUCCACCGUCAAGACCGACCUUGCAAAAAUAGCAACAGACCUAAACACUCUCACCACGGCCGUAAACAGCUUCACCGGCGGCCUGACCGCUGCGCUAGCAAUUCAGACAAAAGAACAAGCCGUGGAGACCGACAUCAACAAAGCUACCACAGACACCAACGCCGCGUCGGCAUUCACGAGCGCCGAGAGCAGCGCCAUCACGACGGCGUUGCUUGCUUUGGAACCAAACAUUGAUUCUUCAUUGGCGGCUUUGGUUUCGAAGAAAUCGCUCUUCGUCUCCGCCGGCGUCAGUAGUAUCGUGCAGCUCGACCUUCAGAACCUGAAGACCAAAACAGACACCCUUUCGACCGCAUUGCAGAAGAAGACAACUGCUGCGGACAAAGCGACUAUUGCAUCGAAGACGGUGGAGUUGGACGCGGCGUUUGAGAGCGCACUUGCUGCGUAUUCCUGA
Molecule: messenger RNA, 540 nt
Organism: Aspergillus affinis
Lineage: Eukaryota; Fungi; Ascomycota; Eurotiomycetes; Eurotiales; Aspergillaceae
Product: mannoprotein
Exons: 2
Coding region: 1-540 (179 amino acids)
Cellular component (GO): extracellular region
Source: RefSeq, a predicted model, not a curated record